CGUCGCCAAAACAGAGCGUGCAUGGAACGUGGCCCGGAAGUUGCUAUUGUUUGUGAGGGUACAUUUAACCUAAGUAAAUAAGCUAAACGAAGGCGUUGACGUACUUAUGUAAAAUCGAGAUGUUUUGAAAAUUCUAUCGGAUAAUAUAGUUAGCUAACUGUGGCUAGCUGAAAUAGCUAAUUAGGUCAGUGUUGGUAUGCGUCUACUAGCAUAGAUAGCUAACGUUAGCUAAAUUGGGUUCUUAGCUUGAAACUAGCUUGCUUCUUCAGCUACCAAGCAACAUGCCUUCGUACAAAGCAGUGAGGAAAAGCAACCGUUUCUAUUAUUUCAUCAAAUUCACCUUAAAUAUCUACUCAAUGCUCUUCUCGCUCCUGGGCCUGUGUGUGCUGUGUGUGGGGGUGUACGCGGAGGUGGAGCGCCAGAAUAACCGUACCCUGGAGGGGGUGUUCCUGGCCCCCGCUGUGGUGCUCAUCCUGCUGGGCCUGGUGAUGUUCACCGUCUCCCUGGUGGGCAUGGUGGGCUCCCUCAGGGACAACAAGACCCUGCUACACAUGUUCUUGUGUGUUCUGUGUGUCCUACUGUUCCUGCAAGUUGUGGCUCUCAUCGUUGCACUCAUCUUUGAGAAGAAGACAUCAGCCUUGUUCCAAAGCAGCAUACGAGAGGGAAUUAAACACUAUUACGAUGAUCUGGACUUCAAAAACAUCUUGGACUUUGUGCAACAGAAGUUCUCUUGUUGUGGUGGGGACGAGUACAAGGACUGGGGUGUCAAUCAAUACCAUUUCUGCAAUGGCACCGGGCCGCUGGCCUGUGGCGUUCCUUAUACAUGUUGUGUCCGCCACAAGGUGGGAGAGGUUGUCAACACUCUUUGUGGUUACAAGACUCUCAGCCAGCAGCUCGAGGUCCUAGAUGAGGUGAUUCAUGUGCGAGGCUGUAUCCAUGCUGUCAACCUGUGGAUGGGCGACAACUUGGGAGCAACUAUUGGGCUCUGCUGUGCCUUAGGUCUGCCACAGCUAAUGGGCAUCGUGCUGAGCUGUAUGUUCUGGAACCUGCUGGUGGAGAUGAAUGAGUCCAUGGACAUGGUGGACUUCAAGAUCCUCAAGAGAGCUGGCUUUGAGUACAGCGAGCUGGACCUGGCUGGUGCUGGCUGCUGCCUGUGUCUGCCCAGAGACGGAGGCUACCUCCCCCUGCCAGCUCUAGACCCCAUCUUGUCUGACCCUGACCUAAAGCCCAUCCCCAUCCGAGUCCAGCGACCCCUGCCCGUCCAGGUCCAUAGGCCCCUGGCCCAAUCCCUCCAAGACCUCAAGCUAUCUGGGCUUAGACUGGACGAGGUAGACAUUGGGUGGAAGCAGAAAAGAAGGGAAUAUUAAUUUGUGAAUUAUUUUUUUAUUUAAUUUAUUUUUUGGUCUUGUUUUGGUCUCUGUGUUUGUUGAAGGACAGGUUAGACCUGUUGCACUAUUUGGUGGUCAAACCAAUCAAUGGUCAUUAACUGACAUGAUCACAGGUUAUAAUGGCCACGUUCCUAGCUGGCUACGUUGCAUACGCAUUCCAGAUCUCAAUGCCUGGUUAGGUGUUUAACAUAUCAGCUAACCACAUGAUAUGAUAUAGCAAUCUGAUGCCUGACUGCGCAGUUGAUGACGUGGCACACAUCCAUUGGUUGAUGCAAUGCAUGCAGUUGGCCUGGAACCCAACCAGAGGUUGGGCACUUUGGAAAGGCAUUAUUGGAGCAAUUGUUAUCCUGUUUUUUAAAUAUUUGUUAGUCUUUCAAAGAACAAGAUGCUGCAGUGGUUUUUAGACACUAAUUUAACAGUUGUUUUUACCUUUUUCUAAAUGGAGCUUUCAAAUGGAGCUGCGGUCUUAUUUUGACAUUUCCUCAAAUUUGUUGCAGGUAUUUUAUAAAUCUUUUAUUUUGAACUGUGUCUCAUGUGCUAAAGCAUACCUCAGGCUGUAUUCAAAUGGCCCAAUAGUCAGAAGACAAUUCACAUCAUGUUUAUUUACUAGACCGACUUGACAUUUUUUUUGUUUGAGAUUAUCAUUCUAGUCAGAGCAGAGGAAUGGGAGUAGCCAAUCUUAUCUUGCUUCGAGUGCAAUGUCUGUGAAGGAUGUGUAGCCUGUUUCUUUUUUGUAUGAACUCUUUGCUUCCAUUUGUACCGGUUUGUACAGUGCCUUCGGGAAGUAUUCAGACCCUUUGACCUUUUCCACAAUUUUGUUAAACUACAGCCUUGUUCUAAAUUAGAAUUAGAUUUUU
Messenger RNA from Oncorhynchus mykiss (rainbow trout), 2245 nucleotides. Its product is annotated as tetraspanin. Gene Ontology annotation, cellular component: plasma membrane. NCBI's taxonomy places the organism in Eukaryota, Metazoa, Chordata, Actinopteri, Salmoniformes, Salmonidae. The record is from RefSeq and is a predicted model, not a curated record.